Drosophila novamexicana is the source of this 1440-nucleotide messenger RNA. RefSeq lists its product as uncharacterized. Bases 1 to 1440 code for a protein of 479 amino acids. Gene Ontology annotation, biological process: transmembrane transport. Gene Ontology annotation, cellular component: membrane. Lineage: Eukaryota; Metazoa; Arthropoda; Insecta; Diptera; Drosophilidae. The record is from RefSeq and is a predicted model, not a curated record. Gene Ontology annotation, molecular function: transmembrane transporter activity. The transcript has 3 exons.
AUGAUAGCCCCAACUAUGCUGGUACUGAACACACGAACUAACACUACGAGUAAGCGAAAGCAAAGCCCGGAGCACCACAGCUGGCUAAGUCGUUGUCGCAAGAAUAAGCCGCAAUGGAAUGCGUUGGGCGCUGGCUCGCUCAUCUUUGUUUCAGGCGGCAUGAGCCUGGCCUGGGGCGCUGGCUUUGCGGCACAAUCCAUGCAUAUGGAACUGCUCACACUGACGCUGCACAUGCAAAUCUGUUGGUAUGGAGCGGCGCUCCUUGGAGCCGCAUUGAGCGUCAUAUUGACACACCGCACACCACAGCGACCCGUUUAUGUGUUCAGCUCAUGCCUGGUGCUGAUCUGUGGUGUGCUCUUCCUUACGCUGCCUGAGCGACCAAAUGCCAUUAUUGCAGCACGCUACUUGGAUGGAUUUGCCAAUGGCUUGGUCUUUGUUCCCACUCUGACUACUGUGGGCGAGCUAUCUGUUUGUGAGAUGCGCGGCGUGCUAGCCGCUGCCGUGGAGCAGUUGAGCUACAAUUUCGGCAUCUUCAUCCUCUUGUUCUACACGGCCAUCUGGCAAAGCGGCUGGAAUGUGACUAUUGUGGCCGAUCAGGUGCAUGGCCUACUCAGCAUCAUAUAUGGUGUUGUGGCACUCGCCUUGGCACUGACCUGCUGCAUCGAGUCGCCCGUGUAUCUGCUGCUUCGCCGCAACGAGCAGGCUGCAGUGGAUGCACUGCGUCAUCUGCAGCGCCCAUCGGUGGUGACCAGCGAAACAUUCCUGCUGUUAGAUGAGCACAAACGCUACGUAGCUGCCAAUCGGGAUCUGAGUUGGAGUCAGAGCAUACAACGCGGUCUGGUGCCGUUGCUGAAGGUCGCCGCACAUCGUUCACUGUAUGCAUUGAGCAUGACUCCCAUCAUAUGGAGCGCUCUGUUCGAAACAGCAGUGGAACUAACACCUGAGUUUCACACAUGGCCCUAUGUGGUAUUUGGCACUUUGCGCUUGAGCGGCUGCAUCUCUGUUGUCUUCCUAAUGGACUCCGGUGGCCGAAAAAAGCCGUCGCUGUUUGGCACCUUUGCUGGCGGUGUCUUUGCCAUUGCCUUUGCCACAUUAUUCCAGCGUUUACCUCGCAUGAUCGCUGCUUUGUCCCUCUUAUUUUGUUUUCAGUUUUUCGCGGGCGUGGCGUAUGCAGCUUCCGCUGUGUACCUGACCGAGGCUUUUCCAUUGGCAGUCAAACCGUAUUUUGUUGCGCUCGUAUAUGCCCUUGAGUUGCUGAUUAGGCUGGGCUUUUGCAGUUAUACGCCAACGCACUCGGGCAUAUCCAUCUAUUUUUAUAUAUCGGGUGGCAUAUCCUUAACCUUCUUCUUGCUGGGCAUCUUUUGUUUGCCGGAGACGAGGCUGACAACGCUUGCAAAGGGUCAUUUUAAGAUUCGAAAGUGGUUCAAUGAAGAUUUCUGA